AUGUCCUACCCAAAUCAUUCCAGUCCCUCAUCCUUCAUCCUAACAGGCAUCCCUGGGCUGGAGGAUGCUCAGUUCUGGAUUGACUUCCCAUUCUGCACCAUGUACUUCACGGCAGUGCUGGGGAACAUCCCAUGCCUUCUAGUGAUUAGGAUGGACCCAAGCCUGCUGCCCAUGUUUUACUUACUGUUCAUGCUGGCUGCCAUUGACCUCGUGCUCACCACUUCCACCACGCCCAAGCUCCUGAGCAUCUUCUGGUUCUGCUCCCACGAGAUCGACUUUGAGGGCUGUGUGGCCCAGAUGUUCUUCAUCCAGAGCUUCUCCACAGUGGAGUCAGGGGUUCUGCUCACCAUGGCCUUUGACCGAUACUUGGCCGUCUACAAGCCUCUGUGCUACUCUGCCAUCCUGACUGGCCCCACCAUUGCCAAGCUGGGUUUGGCUGCUGUGGUGCGUGGCAUCGCCAUCAUCACCCCUCUGACAUGCAUGGUGACCAACUUGUCCUACUGCUGCCCCCAUGUCAUUCACCACUCCUACUGCGAGCAAUCAGUGGUGAAGCUGGCCUGUGGGGACACCCAGCCCAACAGCAUCUACAGGAUCAUGGCUGCCACUGUCAUGGUGGGCUCAGACUCAGCCCUCAUCACUGUCUCCUACAUGCUGAUCCUGAGGGAGGUCAUAGGUCUGUCCUCCAGAGACGCUCAUCUGAAGUCCUUUGGAACCUGUGGCUCCCACAUCGGUGUCACACUGCUCUUCUACACGCCUGGGCUCUUCUCCUUCUAUACUCAGCACUGGGGCCAGAGGACCCCUGUGGACCUCCACAUCCUUAUGGCCGACCUCUACCUGCUGGUGCCUCCCAUGCUCAACCCACUCAUCUACAGGAUGAGGACCAAGAUAUCUGGGAGCAGGUGCUGA
Molecule: messenger RNA, 906 nt
Organism: Pygoscelis adeliae (Adelie penguin)
Lineage: Eukaryota; Metazoa; Chordata; Aves; Sphenisciformes; Spheniscidae
Product: putative olfactory receptor 52P1
Biological process (GO): G protein-coupled receptor signaling pathway
Cellular component (GO): membrane
Molecular function (GO): olfactory receptor activity; G protein-coupled receptor activity
Source: RefSeq, a predicted model, not a curated record